Molecule: messenger RNA, 1747 nt
Organism: Drosophila busckii
Lineage: Eukaryota; Metazoa; Arthropoda; Insecta; Diptera; Drosophilidae
Product: modular serine protease
Exons: 4
Coding region: 118-1719 (533 amino acids)
Biological process (GO): proteolysis
Cellular component (GO): plasma membrane
Molecular function (GO): protein binding; serine-type endopeptidase activity
Source: RefSeq, a predicted model, not a curated record
AUACAACAUGCCUAAUGGUGAAACCUAAUGACAAAAAUUAAGCUGCUCAUUAGCUUAUCUCUGUUUGACCAGAACAGAUGGCUUUGAUCGUGUGGAAAUAUAAAUACAAUAAUCAUUAUGUUAUUUAAAAUACUAUGUUUUGUGCUGUGUGUAAAUAAAUUAGUUGCUGCGGUCCCAGCUGGUAAAUGCGAUGACACUCAAUUUGCAUGUAGUGGGGGAUGCAUUUACAAUUAUCGGGUGUGUGAUGGCAUAAGAGAUUGUAAGGAUGGCAGCGAUGAAAUCUUCGGCACGUGCUUUAACACAACUUGCACUGGAUUCCGUUGCAAUUAUGGUGGCUGCGUGGAUAGCUUAGCUUUGAAUGAGACUCAAUCGAAAUGCCUGGACGAAAGCGAUUUGAAUCCAUUUUUGAUUGCCGAUGAUGAUGAAAUGUCUAAAUUAGUAAGACGCAUGCGCGGAGACUGCAGUAACUUGUAUGCUUUUGAAUGUCCGUAUGACAAGAAGUGUUUGAAGCUCAGUGAACUGUGCAAUGGUCACCAGGAUUGCGCUGAUGGCAAAGAUGAAACGGCCGACUUGUGUACAUUCAACACAUGUCCUAGCAAUGCGUUCCGAUGCGAGUAUGGUGGCUGCAUUGACAAGCACUUGGCUUGCAAUCAUAAAAGUGACUGCUUCGAUCAAAGUGAUGAGAAUAAAAUAAUGUGCCUGAAGAUUAGAAGCAAUGAAACGGAAUGGAAAGUAGACUGCUGCGGGGUGGAGCUAGGACCGGGUAUGGAAAUAUCGGAUUUGUUUCUAGAUUAUCCGCUUCAGAAUAAACAGAGGGUUCCAGAGGGUACUUAUAUUGAAGUAAGAUGUAAAGAGGGUUACCAACUUUCUGGCAAAGCCAUCACCACGUGCGUUGGAAGCAACUGGAAAGAGAUGCCAAGCUGCGAUCGGGAGUGCCCACAAAAAUCUGAAGUACGCAGCAUUCAAUACUCCACUCAAUGCAUAGAAACCGUUCCCAUUGCCUGUACGCAAAAUAAAUUCAGAGAGUCUGCAACAUUGACAGUUACAUGUGCUCCCGGCUAUAAAAGUACAGAGAAAAAUGUUGAAGUUGGUGAGCACUACUGUGUUGGCAAUGGGACGUGGACCACUAAGCGUGCUAAUCCAAGUUGCGAACCUGUUUGCGGCAUUACCUCCGUUUAUCACUCUGAACUGACGCCCUGGACUGUAAGCAUAUUUCAACGCAUGGACUCCCAGCCGUUGUAUAAAUUUAUAUGCCUGGGCACAAUUUUGUCCGCUCAUCUUAUAUUGACCGCCCGGAGCUGUAUCCGUGAUACUAAAAGAAACAAUCAUUUAAGCUACACAAUUGUGGAGGGCAGAUCUGACGUUGAGUUUUCUCUGAAUGACGAGCACAGCUAUGUAUUGCAUAACGUCUCUAAAGUUCAUUCUCUUGUUCCGCAAGCAUCCAUACUUCAGUUGGUGAAGCCAUUUAGGUUUGGAGAUACCAUAAGGCCAGUAUGCCUGAAAGACAAAACACCGGAUACUAAGGUUAAUCCUACGGACUUUAAGUUCGGCGAAGGGCUUGUCGUUAAUGUAGACGACACAUUUAGUUUAACGCACUUUAUGGACGAAUCGGAAAAUACAGUUCCGGUGAACAUGCAUUUGAAGCAAAUUAGAAAUUUAAUUAAAGAAACAGAAAUUUUUAAUCACGCUAAUGUCUUUAAAAUACAAAAUUUAAACUAAUAAAUAUGAGAAUGCACAGAAGAUGGAG